AUGCGUUUCUCACCCAUGUCCCUGCCAGCUUUGGCUGUCGUCGGCCAGGCUGUUGCAUCUCCCAUCUCGAAGAGGGAUACUGCAUCUGACCGAGCAAAUGCCGUCAAGCAGGCGUUCCAGAUUGCCUGGGAUGGCUACUAUGCUCAUGCAUUCCCUCAUGACCAACUGCACCCAAUGGACAACACGUAUGAUGAUUACUAUGACGGCUGGGGCGCCUCUGCAAUUGAUGCUAUAUCGACAGCAGCUGUCAUGGGCCAUCGGGAAAUCGUGAACCAGAUUGUCGACUACAUUCCUACCAUCGACUUCACGUACUCAAAUGAGACAACUAUCAGUUUGUUUGAAACCACUAUUCGCUACCUAGGGGGUCUUUUAGCCGGUUACGAUUUGCUCUCUGGCCCAGCUGCAGACCUUGUAUCGGACAAGAGCAAAGUUGACACUAUAUUAAAACAGGCCCAGGUUCUUGCUAAUACAUUGAGCUACGCUUUUGAAACACCUUCUGGUGUACCUUACAACAACUUGCUUAUCAACAAUCGUAGCAACGAUGGAUCAACAACCAAUGGCCUGGCUACAACAGGUAGCCUGGUGAUUGAGUGGACGCACCUCGCGGAUUUGACCGGCAACCAUACCUAUGCGCAGAUCGCGCAGAAGGCCGAGUCCUACUUGAUCCAUCCACAGCCAUCUUGGGCGGAACCUUUCCCUGGUCUGGUUGGUAGUACUAUUGACAUCGCAACCGGUAAAUUCACCGACAACUAUGUCACCUGGAACGGUGGAGACGACUCCUUCUACGAGUACCUUAUCAAAUUCUUCGUCUAUGACCCCAUCCGGUUCUCAGAGUACCGCGACCGGUGGCUAGCUGCUGCUAACUCUACUCUCGAGCACCUUUUGUCUCACCCUGCAUCACAGCCGGAUUUGACAUUUGUCAACAUUUGGAACAACGGAACGACGAUAUCCACCAGCGAACACUUAACCGGGUUCAUUGGUGGCAACUUCUUGUUAGCAGGCUCUGUUUUGGGCCGUCAAGAUCUCAUUGAUGCUGGUUUGGCAUUCACGGACUCGUGGCACGCCACAUAUAAUAGCACCGCAACCAAGAUCGGCCCUGAGGUGUUUGCUUGGGAUAAAGCGGGCGUUCCGGCCGACCAGGAAGCCUUCUAUGAGAAAGCUGGCUUCUACAUCACAUCAGCUGACUAUGUCUUGAGACCAGAGGUUAUUGAGAGUUACUACUAUGCUUACCGCGUCACUGGUGAUACCAAGUAUCAAGACUGGGCCUGGGACGCCUUCCUUGCUAUCAACUCUACAUGUCAUGUAGGAUCUGGGUACUCCGGUAUUGAGAACGUCAACGUUGUUGGGGGAGCAGGCUUCGACAAUGAGCAAGAGAGUUUCCUUUUCGCCGAAGUUUUGAAAUAUUCCUACCUGAUUCACGCCGAGGAUGCCGAUUGGCAAGUGAAGGCUGAUGGCAAGAACAAGUUCGUCUUCAAUACCGAAGCACACCCUUUUACCGUUGUUGGAUAG
Messenger RNA from Talaromyces stipitatus ATCC 10500, 1509 nucleotides. RefSeq names its product mannosidase MsdS. Gene Ontology annotation, cellular component: endoplasmic reticulum; Golgi membrane. The coding region runs from base 1 to 1509 and encodes 502 amino acids. NCBI's taxonomy places the organism in Eukaryota, Fungi, Ascomycota, Eurotiomycetes, Eurotiales, Trichocomaceae. Gene Ontology annotation, molecular function: calcium ion binding; mannosyl-oligosaccharide 1,2-alpha-mannosidase activity. The transcript has 4 exons. Gene Ontology annotation, biological process: N-glycan processing; carbohydrate metabolic process. The record is from RefSeq and is a predicted model, not a curated record.